UUCACUCAGUCUUACUGGUUCAAUACGACAUUCGUAUAUUAACAGAUGCAUAUGCUGUAUUUGUGAGUUAUUUGUAAACCUCCAUCAAGUUGAAUGUGGGUUAAGAACGAUAGUUGUGCUGUAUGCCAAACUGUUGGUUUGUGGUUUGUCAUGUGGGGAAAAGGGAAAUUUGGAGGUUGGGGUGCAAGUGUGCUAUUAAGGAUACAAGAGUGCAAAAAAAAAAAAAAAAUUGUGGUGUGGGUGCUUUACAGGAAGGCUGCGUUUGUCUGUACAGUUCCAUCCCAUUUAUGUCAGUGACUGUGUUUGUGACUGAACACACAGAGACAGACGGCGAAUAAGAAAUGGCCUCAUGUGUUUCACAUUUUAUAAUCUGUUAAAACGACGUGACAGAUAACAUAUCAAAUAGAACCUUUUUACAAUACGUUUUUUUUUCUUCUUCUUCUUCCAACCACCAGGACUGUAUUUUUCCCCUCAUCAGCUGCUGAUGAUGCAAAGAGUCUUGCUCAGAGAUAACUUCACCAUGAGAGGUCAGAGGUAAUAACCAUCCUCGUGUCGUCACCAGCAGUCUUUGCAACAACCACUUGUUCUGAAUGUGUUCAACGGCCAACCACGUUCUCCCGCUGAGGAGAAUGUGUGAGGUAUUCGCCACUCCAGGCAGGCUGUGUGGGGGUGCAGUGCCCAUGACCACUCAUUUUCCUGGAGCCAGGUCUUAUGGAACUCCUCAGGACACAGAGAUGGAUUUGGCUUGGCAGGAGCUGAUGGCCUUCUCAGAGCUGCAGGAGCUUGAGGCCCCUGGAGACAUCUAUGAAACACAGUACCACCCAGUGGCACCUGGGGGAGAGUACAGCGUGUCCCACUCUGAGCCACCGCAGGCUGCCUGCGAGCCGAACGUGGGCAACGCUUACGGCGGAUGUUACUCUGAAGAGGCCCCAGUUUGUCAGCGUUUGAGCAACAACGCAGAAGCGAUGUGUGGACACUUUCAGUCUCAGCUCAAUCAAAGAAUGCCCCCUGUGUCCACACAGACUUCAUUCAAGGCCCUCAGAGAACAGAUGAACGUACCAAGCAUUGAGCACAGGCACAGGAGGCCAAACGUGUGCCCUUCUCAGGGUCUCAGUCGACAUACGUGGCCUGCUCACGGACAAACUUGUCACGCUCGCUCAGGUGAUGAUCUGGAGUCCGACUCUGGUCUGUCAUUGGGUUCAAGUCCACCUCUGGCCUCACCCGAUAAUGCCAUUGGUGGGACAACGGGUUAUCAGAGCAUGGACAUGGAAGCCAGGGAAACACAGAACAACUUCUCAAUGGAUUUUCAGAGUCACCCUCACUUACACUCAGGAGCACAACCUUAUUUCUCACAACAACCCAACUCAUCCCAUACUCAACCCAACCUCCUGCUUCUCCAGGCAGCGAGAGAAUGGGGUCAAGCUACUACUGUAAAUGACCCAUACGGUGACCCCGGAGUGUCCAGCAGAGGGCGUUUACAACAUAGCAUGUAUACAAAGCCACCAAGUGCAAUUCCUGCCCCCCUCAGCAAGGAUGAACGCCGUGCAGUGGCACUCAAGAUCCCCUUCCCUAUGGAUAAAAUCAUCAACCUGCCCGUGGAUGACUUCAAUGAGCUCUUAUCACAAUAUGCUUUGACAGACUCUCAAUUAACACUGGUCAGGGAUAUUAGGAGGCGGGGAAAGAACAAGGUGGCAGCUCAGAACUGCAGGAAGAGGAAGCUGGAGGGCAUAAUACACCUGGAACGAGAACUGAGCCAACUGCAGGCCCAAAGAGAACACCUGGUGCAGCAGAGGCUGGAGUUCCAACGAAGUCUGGCUUUUAUUCAACACCAUCUCGCAGACCUUUACACAGAGGUCUUUUCUCACUUGAGAGAUGAAGAGGGACAGCCAUACUCUAUAGACGAAUACUCUUUGCAACAGGCCCCAGAUGGUAGUAUUUAUCUGGUACCUCUUACAAGCAUGCAAAAAAAGUGACAUGGCACGUGUUGCUUGCUGUACUAUCAACUCAAUUUAAGACCUCCAAGUGACUAAGACAAGAUAAAUGGUUUGUAAUUUUUUUUUUUUUAUUGUUAAAACCUAGUAAAAUCCUUUUCAAAAGGGUGUUAAAAAUAAAAAAUAUAAAGACUGCAUAGCAGUGUCAGUUCAGGUCCAGCACUUCCUCAACUCCAGCCUGUAACAGAAAACAAGUUUUAAAAUGCUCUUAAAUAAUAGGUGAGUAAUUUGUUACAUCUGAGAUUUACCUGAUGUACCAUUGUCACAGAAAUGUACAGGUUGGGAGGACCAUCUUUAAAGCUGCCUGUAAAGGAGAAGCCAAUCAAGUUAAAAAAAAUUAUGUACUUUAUUUUAUAAUUUUACAACAUGCAAUUUGUGAGACCACUAUGCAUAAUUAGGCCCAUUUUAUGAGUCAUUGGAUAUGACAAUAAACUUGUUUGCACAAAA
Molecule: messenger RNA, 2438 nt
Organism: Thalassophryne amazonica
Lineage: Eukaryota; Metazoa; Chordata; Actinopteri; Batrachoidiformes; Batrachoididae
Gene: nfe2
Product: nuclear factor, erythroid 2
Exons: 4
Coding region: 591-1973 (460 amino acids)
Biological process (GO): regulation of transcription by RNA polymerase II
Cellular component (GO): nucleus
Molecular function (GO): RNA polymerase II cis-regulatory region sequence-specific DNA binding; DNA-binding transcription factor activity, RNA polymerase II-specific
Source: RefSeq, a predicted model, not a curated record